UUCGAUCUUCCCGAACGUACGCUUUACUGUUUUCUUCCGGGCUGCUUUGAACCUACCCAGCUGCCGUAGGCAGUGGGUCGAAAGUGCCGUUCAAAAUGGAAGUGAAUCCCCCCAAACAGGAGCACCUGCUGGCCCUGAAAGUGAUGCGGUUAACUAAACCUACUUUAUUCACCAAUAUUCCAGUAACGUGUGAAGAAAAGGACUUACCUGGAGAUCUCUUUAACCAACUCAUGAGAGAUGAUCCUUCAACUGUAAAUGGUGCAGAAAUUUUAAUGUUGGGAGAAAUGUUGACUUUACCACAGAAUUUUGGGAAUAUAUUUUUGGGAGAGACCUUUUCCAGUUAUAUCAGCGUUCAUAAUGAUAGCAAUCAAGUUGUUAAAGAUAUAUUAGUAAAAGCUGAUCUUCAGACAAGUUCUCAGCGUUUAAAUCUUUCAGCCUCCAAUGCUGCAGUGGCUGAACUUAAACCUGAUUGUUGUAUUGAUGAUGUCAUACAUCAUGAAGUAAAGGAAAUUGGAACACACAUCCUGGUGUGUGCAGUGAGCUAUACAACUCAGGGUGGAGAAAAAAUGUAUUUUAGAAAAUUCUUCAAAUUUCAGGUAUUAAAUAUUAAAAUGGUUCUCAAACCAUUGGAUGUGAAAACCAAAUUUUAUAAUGCAGAGAGUGACCUCAGUUCUGUGACUGAUGAAGUAUUUCUCGAAGCCCAGAUUCAGAAUAUUACAACCUCACCCAUGUUUAUGGAGAAAGUUUCACUGGAGCCAUCUAUAAUGUACAACGUAGCAGAAUUAAAUUCUGUCAGCCAAGCUGGAGAAUGUGUAACUACAUUUGGGUCAAGAGCUUAUUUGCAACCAAUGGAUACACGCCAGUAUUUGUACUGCCUAAAACCCAAGAAGGAGUUUGCAGAAAAAGCAGGCAUCAUUAAAGGAGUAACAGUAAUUGGAAAACUGGAUAUAGUGUGGAAAACAAAUCUAGGUGAAAGGGGAAGAUUACAGACCAGCCAACUUCAACGAAUGGCUCCAGGUUAUGGAGACGUUAGGUUGUCUUUGGAGGCAAUCCCUGAUACUGUAAACCUAGAAGAACCUUUUCAUAUUACCUGUAAAAUAACAAACUGCAGCAGUGAAAGGACUAUGGAUCUGGUUUUGGAAAUGUGCAAUACCAAUUCUAUCCACUGGUGUGGCAUUUCAGGAAGACAGCUUGGAAAGCUACAUCCAAGUUCCUCUCUCUGCCUUGCCCUUACUCUCCUGUCUUCAGUACAGGGACUGCAGGUGCGCUAUCUUUUCAGUAUUUGGGGACUGUUAACCAGUGGUCAUUUACUAUUUCCAUUUUUUUCCUCUGAUAAAUUACCAAUGAAUGAAACUUUACACCGGUAUCUUUCUCUCAAUAGAGUGUCUCCGGCUUAAGACUAACUGACACGUUCUUAAAGAGAACAUAUGAAUAUGAUGACAUCGCACAGGUCUGUGUGGUAUCUUCGGCCAUCAAAGUGGAGAGCUGAAGAAAAUUUCCAGUGUUCUGCUUUUCAUUGAGUUUAACAGAACUUUCUGUAUUUCUGUCACCUUUGUGAAAUGAUUGAGUCUACAACAAAAAUAAGUAUCUAUUAUUUAAAUUUCUUUCCUGCAAAAGUUAAAAUAUUAAAUAUUUGUUUUGAAAACAGCCAUCUACUGAUUUUAUCUUAUGAGUUAUAUUCUAAAAGAAUAUUUGUACAUUUUCUAUACAUCUCCUAUUUGAUUUCAUUUCUCACCACUGGACUUUGUUCUCCAAAAGCUCUGUAUUUGAGGCCAUUUACCCCUAGCAAGUAUCUGGAACAGGGGUUAGCAAACAUUUUAUGUAAAGGGACAGAUACUAAAUAUUUGUCUUUGCAGGGAAUGUGGUUUCUGUUGAAAAUUCUUAGCUCUGCUGUUAUAGUAGGAGAGCAGCCAGUAGGCAAAAAGAGCACAGCAGUAUUUACAAAAACAGGCAGCUGGCCAGAUUUGGCCCGCAGGCCAUAGUUUGCUGACCUUGACUUAGAAUAUAGAACUGUUUCUUAAAAAUGUAGAUUAUUAUAAUACUUUAUUUAAAACUUUUCAAUUAGUCCAUUUUUCCCCUAACUCCUCAGUCAGCAGAAAAAGUUGAAAACUAUAGUAAAAAUAAUAAGUAAAUAAAACAACUAGAGUAGUCCCCGUGUAACCUUAUAUUGCAAACACAGUACGAGUUCUCCUAGUGUUUUCAAAGUUACUAUAUUUGUAUAUAUCUGUUUGUACAUAUAAACAGAUCUAAAUUUCAGUUACUAACAGCAGAUCAGAAUUGGCUUAAUUUCUUGGAUUGUUGAUUACUCUAUUAACUUUUAACUAAGAAACCUGAUAAUUUUCUAACUCAAAGCCAGAAAGUCCUGGGUUUUUUUCAUAUUGAAAAACAAGUGACUUAUUUUCAUAAGGCAUAUUGAAAGGAUUUCUACCUUCUGAUAUUUGAUUUUGAACUCUAAGUCAUGCAUUACUACUACAAAACUAUCUCUAGAUGUAAUCACACUGAUUUACUUAUGUCAGGAACAAAACAGUGAGAAAGUUAAUAUUGUAAACAACUUUGAGGGGCUCCUGAGCGGCCCAGUCGGUUAAGUGUCCAACUUCAGCUCAGGUCAUGAUCUCGAGAUCUGUGAGUUCAAGUCCCAUGUGAGGCUCUGUGCUGACAGCUCAGAGCCUGGAGCCUGCUUUGGAUUCUGUGUCUUCCUCUCUGUCUGCCCCUCUCCCGCUUUUGCUCUCUCUCUCAAAAAUAAAUAAAAACAUUUUUUAAAAAAAGAUUGUAAACAACUUUGCAACAUGAAUAUAGUAAGUUUCAAUAUUUUGUAAGGACAACAAAAGCUUAUACUGUUAAAUAAAAACUUAUUUUGGUAAGUUGAAAUUCAAGAACGUAUAUAGAAUCGCUUAACUGUUAGAGGUAUUAAGUCAAAUACAAAAAUUUGUUUUUCUUAAAUGCAUAAUUAUUUAUUGCCAUGACAAAUUAUUUGGUCCAAAGUGAAAGCUAUAUUCAGAAUGAGAUUUGCCCCUUAAGUUGCACUAAUAAUGAAAUCUGUGCAAAAUAAAGUAAAAGCAGUGUAAAGUUGAAGUCUGUCUUCCAGAAUGAGUAAGACUGAUUAAAUGAUAAGACUUGA
This is a messenger RNA of Neofelis nebulosa (Clouded leopard), 3118 nucleotides long. RefSeq names its product trafficking protein particle complex subunit 13 (gene TRAPPC13). The transcript has 12 exons. NCBI's taxonomy places the organism in Eukaryota, Metazoa, Chordata, Mammalia, Carnivora, Felidae. The record is from RefSeq and is a predicted model, not a curated record. Gene Ontology annotation, cellular component: TRAPPIII protein complex. The coding region runs from base 96 to 1397 and encodes 433 amino acids.